UUUUAAUCUUUUCCUAUGCUAUGACUGUUCUGUUAUUAACUGCAGACACAGACACACAACAUCAGAUGUCAAAUUCUUCUUCUUCUUCACUCACUCCCUCUGCUUGAAAUUGGAAGUUACAUAAAUUGAAGGAUUUGAUUGCAUAAUUUACAAUCAACUGAGCCCAAGCUAUGAGCACUGUGAACCUGAGUAAAGAUCCUGAUCAUCUCAUUGUUCUUGUCCAUGGUAUCUCGUCUAGCCCAUAUGACUGGACUUAUGCAGAGGCUGAGUUAAAAAGGCACCUUGGAGAGAAGAUUUUAAUUUAUGCUAGUUCAUCAAAUUCUUACAACAAGACAUUUACUGGGAUCGAUGAAGCUGGGAAGCGAUUAGCUGAUGAAGUCGUGCAAGUUGUGAAAAGCACAAAGAGCCUGAAAAGAAUAUCCUUUCUGGCCCAUUCUCUAGGAGGCCUAUUUGCUAGAUAUGCAAUUGCUGUCCUUUAUUCACCUAAUAGUAAUACCUAUGAUAGUGGCCAACCUGGUGAUUCGACAAACUGCAUGAUGGAAAAUUCACAGAGAACAGAAUUUUCAAGAGGAACAAUUGCUGGUUUGGAGCCGUUAAAUUUUAUUACUUUAGCAUCUCCACAUCUUGGCGUAAGGGGAAAAAAGCAGCUUCCGUUUCUAUUGGGUGUUCCAAUCCUAGAAAAGCUUGCUGCACCUAUAGCUCCAUAUUUUAUUGGUCGGACUGGUAGUCAGCUAUUCCUUACUGAUGGUAUAUCCAACAAACCACCCCUUCUUUUGAGAAUGGCUUCUGAUUGUGAAGAUGGAAAGUUCAUAUCUGCACUUGGAGCAUUUAGAUGUCGUGUUCUUUAUGCUAAUGUAUCAUAUGACCAUAUGGUUGGGUGGCGCACGUCCUCUAUACGGAGGGAGAUCGAACUCGGUAAGCCUCCAUGCGAAUCUUUGGAUGGAUACAAACAUAUUGUUAAUGUAAAAUACUGCCCCCCAGUUCCUCUUGAGGGGCCUCAAUUUCCUCCACAGGCAGCGAAAUUAAAAGAGUCUGCACAGAAAAACCAAAAUACUGUGGAAUAUCAUGAAAUUGUGGAAGAGGAGAUGAUACGGGGACUACAGCAAUUGGGAUGGAAGAAAGUUGAUGUCAACUUCCAUUCAACGUUCUGGCCUUUCUUUGCACAUUACAACAUACAUGUGAAAAAUGAACGUCUUCACAAUUCUGGUGCAGGAGUAAUCGCUCAUGUUGUUGACAGCUUAAGACAGCAAGAAACAUCAUCAAUUUUGGCGUCAAGCUUUUAGCCACUGUUUAUUUUCAUAUGCCUGAGACCAUAUAGUUUCAUUAUUUUUAUACAAAUAUUUAAAAAUAUUAAAUAAGAUGUAACAAAUAAAUAAAAGUAAGAAAUAAAUGCAGAAAUUGUCAUCUAAAAUCAAACAAACUUUUAAUUUCACUAUAAAACAUAAAUGCCAUCGGCAUUUGGAAAAAAAGUGGGUGAAAUCUAGAAGCUUUUUGUUAUUGACAACUUGACAUUGUUAAAAGAUUUGUCUAUGUUGAACCCUAUGUCAUGCUUGGGUGUAUUGUUAAAUCAUUUUAUUUAAUUUCAACCUUUGAUAAUUGAUAUGAGA
This is a messenger RNA of Lotus japonicus, 1607 nucleotides long. RefSeq names its product putative lipase YDL109C. Bases 171 to 1283 code for a protein of 370 amino acids. The record is from RefSeq and is a predicted model, not a curated record. The transcript has 11 exons. NCBI's taxonomy places the organism in Eukaryota, Viridiplantae, Streptophyta, Magnoliopsida, Fabales, Fabaceae.